AUGAAAAACAAGCAGUCGGUGACUUUCUGCUCGGCGGCCAGUCGGGGCCAGGCCCUGGGGGUGGGGCCUGGGGGAGCGGUUGGGUUCGUUAGAGGAGGGGGCUUCCCCGAGGCCCGGGAGGGGACCGGUGGGACUGUAGCCAGAAGCCGUGGAGGGCGGCGGAGGACUCCGGCCAGAGUGGCCGGUGGUCCUGGUCGCCUGGUCGGCGCUCUGGACGCAGUGCUGGACUCCAACGCGCGGGUCGCCCCGUUUCGGAUUCUGCUGCAGGUCCCCGGGUCCCAAGUCUACUCCCCCAUCGCCUGCGGUGCAACGCUGGAGGAAAUAAACCAGCACUGGGACUGGCUGGAACAGAAUCUGCUCCAUACCUUGUCUGUGUUUGAUAAUAAAGAUGACAUUGCCAGCUUUGUCAAAGGAAAAGUAAAGGCCCUGAUUGCAGAGGAGACCAGCAGCCGGCUGGCGGAACAAGAGGAGGAGCCCGAGAAGUUCCGCGAGGCCCUGGUGAAAUUUGCAGCCAGGUUCAACUUCCCCGAGGCGGAGAAGCUGGUCACCUACUACUCCUGCUGCUGCUGGAAGGGCCGGGUGCCGCGCCAGGGCUGGCUGUACCUCAGCAUCAACCACCUCUGCUUCUACUCCUUCUUCCUGGGCAAAGAGCUUAAACUUGUCAUCCCUUGGGUGGAUAUCCAGAAACUGGAAAGGACGUCCAAUGUCUUCCUCACGGACACCAUCCGGAUCACCACGCAGAACAAGGAGCGCGACUUCUCCAUGUUUCUGAACCUGGACGAGGUGUUCAGGAUCAUGGAGCAGCUGGCGGAUGUGACGCUCCGGAGGCUGCUGGACAAUGAGGUCUUCGACCUGGACCCAGAUCUGCAGGAGCCGAGCCAGAUCACCAAAAGGGACCUGGAGGCGCGUGCGCAGAAUGAGUUCUUCCGGGCCUUCUUCCGGCUGCCCCGGAAGGAGAAGCUGCGCACCGUAGUGGACUGCGCCCUCUGGACGCCCUUCAGCCGCUGCCACACUGCGGGACGGAUGUUCACGUCCGACAGCUACAUCUGCUUCGCCAGCCGCGAGGAUGGCCGCUGCACCGUGGUCCUGCCACUCCGAGAGGUCGUGAGCAUCGAGAAGAUGGAGGACACAAGCCUGCUGCCCAACCCCAUCAUUGUCAGCAUCCGCAGCAAGAUGGCCUUCCAGUUCAUCGAGCUCAGGGACAGGGAGGGCCUGGUGGAAGGCCUGCUGGCAAGACUGAAGCAGGUCCACGCCGACCACCCCGUGCGCUACGACGCCUCAACAAGUGACCAGGACUUCGGCAUGAUGACGCCUGUGUUUUACUCAAGCAUGUGUGGUGACCACAGGUUUGGGGAUGUUGAGAUGGUGUCCCCUCAGAGCAGCGAGGAGAAGGGCCUGUCGCCGCCGUGCCCGGAGCCCCUCACCCCCGUCUUCCCUCCACCCGGCAGCCCGAGACCGGACGCGCACCUGCCCCGGGAGCAGGUGAAGGUUAGCCUGUGGAACGACCACUUGGCGGAGUACGGCAGGACCGUGUGCAUGUUCCGCACCGAGAAGAUCCGCAAGCUCGUGGCCAUGGGGAUCCCCGAGGCCCUGCGGGGGCGGCUCUGGCUGCUGUUUUCAGAUGCCGUGACGGACCUCGAGUCGCACCCCGGUUACUACGGGAAGCUGGUGGAGGAGUCGCUGGGGCGGUGCUGCCUGGUGACCGAGGAGAUAGAGCGCGACCUGCACCGCUCCCUGCCCGAGCACCCGGCCUUCCAGAACGAGACUGGCAUCGCUGCGCUCCGGAGGGUGCUCACGGCCUAUGCCCACCGCAACCCCCGCAUUGGGUACUGCCAGUCCAUGAACAUCCUGACCUCCGUGCUGCUGCUGUACGCCAAGGAGGAGGAGGCGUUUUGGCUGCUGGUGGCCGUGUGCGAGCGGAUGCUGCCUGAUUACUUCAACCGAGCUCAGGUGGACCAGUCUGUCUUUGAGGAGCUCAUCAAGGAGCAUCUCCCGGAGCUGGCGGAGCACAUGCACGACCUCUCGGCCCUAGCGUCGGUCUCACUCUCGUGGUUCCUGACCCUGUUCCUCAGCAUCAUGCCCCUGGAGAGCGCCGUGAACGUGGUGGACUGCUUCUUCUAUGAUGGGAUCAAAGCCAUCUUCCAGCUGGGGCUGGCUGUGCUGGAAGCCACCGCUGAGGAGCUGUGCAGCAGCAAGGACGACGGCCAGGCCCUGAUGAUCCUCAGCAGGUUUCUAGAUCACAUUAAGAAUGAAGACAGCCCGGGGCCCCCCGUCGGCAGCCACCAUGCCUUUUUCUCCGAUGACCAGGAGCCCUACCCUGUGACUGACAUUGCUGACCUCAUCCGGGACUCCUACGAGAAAUUCGGGGACCAGUCUGUGGAGCAGAUCGAGCACCUGCGCUGCAAGCACCGGAUCCGGGUUCUGCAGGGACACGAGGACACCACAAGGCAGAACGUGCUCCGCGUCGUCAUCCCCGAGGUGUCGCUUUCUCCAGAGGACCUGGAGGAGCUCUACGACUUAUUCAAGCGGGAGCACAUGCUGAGCUGCUACUGGGCGCAGCCCGGACCGGUGGCCCUGCGCCACGACCCCAGCAGGCCCUACGCCGAGCAGUACCGCAUCGACGCCCAGCAGUUCACGCGCCUCUUCCUGCUGCUGUCGCCCUGGACCUGCGGGGCCCACACCGAGAUCCUGGCGGAGAGGGCCUUCCGGCUGCUGGAUGACAACGUGGACCAGCUCCUGGAAUUCAGGGCAUUUGUGAGCUGCCUGGAUAUUAUGUACAAUGGAGAAAUGAACGAGAAAAUCAAACUGUUGUACAGGCUUCAUAUCCCUCCAGCACUUACUGAAAACGACCGGGACAGCCAGUCACCACUGAAGAACCCUCUGUUGUCGACGUCCAGGCCGCUGGUGUUGGCGAAGCCCAACGGUGAUACAGUUGAUUAUCAGAAGCAGCUGAAGCAGAUGAUUAGAGAUCUAGCCAAAGAAAAAGACAGAACCGAGAAAGAGUUGCCCAAAAUGAGCCAGAGAGAAUUUAUCCAGUUCUGUAAGACUCUGUACAGCAUGUUCCAUGAAGAUCCAGAAGAAAAUGACCUGUACCAGGCCAUUGCCACGGUCACCACACUCCUGCUGCAGAUUGGGGAGGUGGGCCAGCGCAGCAGCAGCUCCGGCAGCGGCUCCGGCAGCGGCUCCCAGGAGUGUGUAGAGGAGCUGCAGGGCCCAGCUCCCUCUCCUGAGCAGGACUCCGUCUUCGCAGAGCCUGGCAGGCCUGCCCAGGACACCGGCGCUUUUUCCGGUGUGGUGGAAGGGGUCUGGACAGUCUCCCUGGAGCACAUUUUAGCAUCACUGCUUACUGAGCAGUCCUUGGUAAACUUUUUUGAGAAGCCACUAGACAUUAAGUCCAAACUUGAAAACGCCAAGACCAAUCAGUACAGCCUCAAAACUCUUGAAAUGAGCCGCCAGUCGCAGUGUGAACUGAAGCUGAGUAACCCAUAGCGAGGCGGAGCUCUACGUGUCUGCCACAGCAAAGGCUGGCCCUGUCACAUCAGCCUGGGCUCUUAUGUCAAGGACAGUUUAGAAGCUGGGUAUCUAGAUAAACCACCUGAAAGCUGGCUAAGAAAAGAUACAGUUCCCAAUUAUUUCUAUUUAUUCUUUGAGAGAAUCGUCAGUUGGACAGGCAGUGGUACAGGGUACCCGUCGACUCCUCCACACCAUGACUUGACUUCUAGCAAAUCUGCUGCAAUAGGUGUUUCUGCUGUGGUGCUGGUUAUCAUGAAAGAACCAAGGAUCAGCCGUCACACACAUCAAGGGAGAAAACCCCAAGCUCUCAUUUUUCACUUGGAAUGAUGAGAAAGGACAAGGGUGGUGGUGACUUUUGAGAGCUCAGAGCCACUAUCUGUGCAAUUGUUUUUGGCUUUUUUGCACUACUUUUGUUUCAAUGCUGGUAAUUGAAACCAUUUUAAUAUUUUUGGUUGUAUUCACUUUGGAUAUGUCCUUCUAAGUGUCCAAAAUGCUUUCAGCGUUGGCCUCCACAUUUUUUAAUAAAUUUUUUUUGUAUUGAC
Messenger RNA from Chinchilla lanigera (long-tailed chinchilla), 4055 nucleotides. RefSeq names its product TBC1 domain family, member 8 (with GRAM domain) (gene Tbc1d8). NCBI's taxonomy places the organism in Eukaryota, Metazoa, Chordata, Mammalia, Rodentia, Chinchillidae. The record is from RefSeq and is a predicted model, not a curated record.